UUCUUUAUAUGUCUGGUAGAAUUUGGCUGUGAAUCCAUCUGGUCCAGGGCCUUUUCUGGUUGCAAAAAGAAGAAAGUACUCCUUGAAUAGGAAUUCAGGGACAAUGUUCUAUAUGUACCCAACUUAUGGUUUGGGACAGAACUUACAGAUCUGCCACAACCAGAAGCAUGACUAAGAUCUGCAUAAUUGACUGGUUUUGCUCACCACCUACUCACUGUGCAGGGGCUCCAUGGUUCCUAGAGGCAAGGAAGAAGAGCCACCAGUCAAAUAGGUUUCAGCACCUCCAACUCCAACAUCUUCAAAGCAGCGACUGGGAAGAAAAAUAAUCCUUCUGACAACACAUAUUCAGACACAUAUGGUCAGCCUCAUGAAGCUCUGGAUACCCAUGCUCAUGACAUUCUUCUGUACGGUGCUACUGUCUGUGCUGGGAGAAAUGAGGAAGAAAAGAUAUGACAGGAAGGAAUUGUUACUUGAAGAAUGCUGGGGAAAGCCAAAUGUCAAAGAAUGUACCAAUAAGUGUUCUAAAGCCUUUAGAUGUAAAGACAAAAAUUACACAUGCUGCUGGACCUAUUGUGGAAACAUCUGCUGGAUAAACGUCGAAACCAGUGGAGAUUACUAAAACCGUAGCUUCCCACCAGGCUGCCACCUGUGUGGGCUGGGAAAUGUUUAAGAGGUCUCAUAGUAGUACCCUGUGGCUACUUUUAGGAACACCAGUCUAUUUUUACUGAGAGCUGGACAACAGCAAACACUUGACAAAUAAACUUAUUUACCAGUA
Messenger RNA from Homo sapiens (human), 775 nucleotides. It is a transcript of the gene WFDC11, whose product is annotated as WAP four-disulfide core domain 11. The record is from RefSeq and is a predicted model, not a curated record. The transcript is spliced from 5 exons. Lineage: Eukaryota; Metazoa; Chordata; Mammalia; Primates; Hominidae. Gene Ontology annotation, cellular component: extracellular region. Bases 356 to 619 code for a protein of 87 amino acids.